AUGCUGACAUUCCUGAUCUUUCUCUCAAUUUUCGGCCUCAUCUCGGCUACAUCACAAUCAGUGGCCGCUACUGGGACUGUACUCUGUAACGGAAAACCAGUGAGCGAUCUUCGUGUGAAGCUCUAUGACAAGGAUGCCUGGACCACCGAUGAUAAGCUGGCCGAAGUGAAAACCGAUAACAAUGGCCAAUUCAAAAUCUCGGGCACCGGCCAAUCGGACCGAAAAAUGAUGUCAAAGUUUAACAUCUAUCAUCGCUGCGGCAUGGGGAUGAAAAUCUGCUGGUACAAAAACUCAUUUGACAUCCCGUCCACAUAUGUCGUAAAUGGGGGCUCAAAUGGAAAAGUCUAUGACGCUGGGCGCAUCGAAUUGUCGCAGUUGACGAAAGAUCGCGAUUGCUUUAAC
This is a messenger RNA of Mesorhabditis spiculigera, 402 nucleotides long. Lineage: Eukaryota; Metazoa; Nematoda; Chromadorea; Rhabditida; Rhabditidae. The record is from the annotation of a GenBank genome assembly.